This is a messenger RNA of Arxiozyma heterogenica, 2355 nucleotides long. RefSeq names its product 4-amino-4-deoxychorismate synthase (gene ABZ1). Gene Ontology annotation, molecular function: aminodeoxychorismate synthase activity. Gene Ontology annotation, biological process: 4-aminobenzoate biosynthetic process. Lineage: Eukaryota; Fungi; Ascomycota; Saccharomycetes; Saccharomycetales; Saccharomycetaceae. The record is from RefSeq and is a predicted model, not a curated record. Gene Ontology annotation, cellular component: cytoplasm. The transcript has a single exon. The coding region runs from base 1 to 2355 and encodes 784 amino acids.
AUGAUCUCGUUUCAUAUCCUAUUUAUUGAUUCGUAUGAUUCCUUUUGCUUUAAUGUCCAAAGAUUGGUUGAACAACAGGCUGCUGGGUUAAAAUGUAAUAUUGAAGUGACUACAGUCAGAAAUGAUACCUUCAAAUCCAUUCAAGAUCUUAAAAAGGUGAUAUCUUGUUUUGAUGCCCUUAUCAUUGGCCCAGGCCCAGGGAAUCCAAAGAAUGGAUACAAAGAUGUUGGAAUUUUAAAUGAUAUCUUUAAGGAGGUCGAUUUUAAUGAUGUCCCCAUUUUAGGUAUCUGUUUAGGUAUGCAAACUAUGUGUUUGUCUCAAAAUUGUGAUAUUGAACAAUUACAUACUAUAAAGCAUGGGCAAGUGUACAAGAUGGUUGUUACUGAUGAAGGUUUUAAGUCAAAACUCUUCACAAAUUAUCCUUUGAAUUUUAAUUCGACACGGUAUCAUUCAUUACAUGUAAUUAGAAAUAAAGAACAGGAUGAUAAUAAUCACACGGUCAUACCAUUAGUCACGACAAGAGAUGAAAAUGGAGAUCUGUUAAUGGGAGUUCAAAUUAAAGAUAAACCAUGGUUUGCUGUACAAUAUCACCCUGAAUCUUGUUGUUCUGAAUAUGGUGAUCUAUUAAUACAAAAUUUUAUUAAAAUUGCAAAACAUUGGAAUCAAGACAUUACUAAAAGAUCUUUAAAUAAAGAUCAUGAAAGGUCUCUUAAUAUAAGGAUGUUGAAAUCUCUACAAUGUACAGUGGAUAGGAUUCCCCUAAUUAAAAAAUGUGAUAAUAACAAAAACAGUAAUAAUCUUCCAUAUGACAACAUCCCUAAAUUUCUUCGAAGGUAUACUCUACCCCAAAUUAUCAAUGAUAUUAAAUUCACUUUAAAACUAGUGGAUCAAAUUGCACAAGAUAAAUUCAUAUUCGCAUCAUCUUCGUUAUCUGCUAAUCGUGGUGAAUGGUCUAUUAUUGCACUACCUGAUUCUACAUCUGAAGUGUUUACACAUUAUAACACUUUUUCAAGGACAACUAUACAUAAAUGGCAAGAUCCCCGUUUAAAUUACGAUCAGUUGGUUGAUGGGUUAAAAAAUAAUGUGUCUAAUACUUCUUUAAAAGUGAUCAAUGAAGAGAAGGAUGACUUUUGGAAGACCAUUUCUGGUUAUAUGAGCGAUAGGUUAGCCGUGUGUGAUGGUUUGUUAGAUGGACUUCCCUUUAUUGGGGGAUUUGUAGGGAUACUUGGGUACGAAAUGGGGUCAUAUAUCUCUACAAAAGACACCCUAGAGACAAAUGGGUUAAGGCCUGAUGCAAAACUUGUAUAUAUCAAUAAUUGCAUUUUGAUAAGUCACGUCGAUGGAGAAGUAUAUUUGAUAUCUAAGGAUGAAAAAAUGUUUCCUCAAGAGAUUAUAAAUUUAUUUACUUCAGAACAAUUAUGGAUCAAGCAAGAAUUAGGAUGGAGCAAAGAAUUGCCUGAGUCGAUUAAAUAUGAUAUUGUAAUGCCUAAAACAGUAUCAUAUAGCAAAGCAUUUGAUCUGUGUCAAGGAUAUAUGCAUAAAGGUGAUUCAUAUGAGAUUUGUUUAACUACACAGACAAUAGUUAUUCCAAAGAUAAUAUCAUCGCAAGAAACAUUGACGCCGUGGCGAGUUUUCCAAACUUUAGUACAAAAGAAUCCAGCUCCAUUUACAAGUUAUUUACAAUUUAAUGAUCUGUUCGAAAGGCACGGUUCAGAAUUAUGUUUAAUUAGUUCUUCUCCAGAACGAUUCUUAAAGUGGGACCUUGAUUCAUGUGAAUUACGUCCAAUUAAAGGUACAGUGAAAAAAUCAAAAAUGAUGGAUUUGGAAGAGGCUACAAAAGUAUUAAAGACACCAAAGGAGUUUGGUGAAAAUCUGAUGAUCUUAGAUUUAAUCAGAAAUGAUCUUUAUGAACUGUUACCAAACGUUAAAGUAGAGGAAUUCAUGAGUGUAGAAGAAUAUCAGACAGUUUAUCAAUUGGUGAGUGUUGUGAAGGCAUAUGGGAUGUCCAAGAGUAACUAUAAUGGGAUGGAUAUAUUAAAGCAUUCUUUACCUCCAGGAUCCAUGACAGGUGCACCCAAGAAAAUCACUGUUGAGUUGUUACAAGAGAAUAUCGAACCUGUAGUAAAUGAAAUGAUCUGUGGUGGUAAUAGAGGUGUGUAUAGUGGUGUAACUGGUUAUUGGUCCCUGAACGGACGUGGAGAUUGGUCGGUUAAUAUUCGUUGUCUAUAUUCUUAUGAUUCGGGCAAACAAUGGAUUUUGGGAGCCGGUGGUGCAAUCACUGUAUUAAGCACCUUAGAAGGGGAAAGAGAAGAAAUGUUUACCAAACUAGAAGCAGCGUUACAAAUAUUUCACUAG